UAAUCCUCGUCGCUAGGUAAUUGUGCAAUGGAGAGGGUGUGUGCGGGAGAGGAGGGGUUAAAAUCGGGAGGGUUUGCAGUGGGAGCGCUGGUGGGCUAGGCUGCAUUGUGAUCGCGACAGAUGUCUGAGGGGCACUCCUCCUCAGACCCACACUGCACCCUCGGAGAGCAAGACCGGAAUCCGCAGCUGUCACUCGCAAGGCUUUCACCUCUUUUAUCAAAUUCGAGCCGAGUCUGGACACCAACUGAUUCCAUUCCUCACCACAGGCGACACCAUGGGAGGGAAACUGAGCAAGAAGAAGAAGGGCUAUGAUGUGAGUGAUCCCAAAGAAAAAAAAGAUGAAGCUGCAGCACCAGCUGCGAGUGCUGAGGAGUCUGGUAAAGUGGAUGAUGCAGCACCACUCACAGAAGCUCAUGUAACAACUGAAUCAGGCAACGUGGAAGAGGAAGCUGUUGAAUCAGCUGUACUAGUAACCGAAGCGGGGGAAACUGCUGAACAGUCCAAAUCUGAUCCACCUGAAGAACAAGCAGUAGGACCAGAAGAACCAGUCCUAAUCAAGGAAGAACCAGCUCCAGUUCCAGAAGAACCAGUCUCAGUUGAGAAAGAAGCAGAUCCAGUUCUAGAACAGACAGUCACAAUCAAUGAAGAAGCUGUUUCUGUUCCAGAAGAACCAGCCAUUGUCAAGGAAGAAGCUGCUCCAGUUACAGAACCCAUCAUAGUCAAAGAAGAGGUAGCGCCAAUUCAAAAAGAUCCAGCUCCAGUAUCAGAAGAACAGGCCACACUCAAAGAGGAAGCAGCACCAGAGGCACCAGCCACAAUUACACCAGAAUCCUCUUUAGUACUAGAAGAAGUGGCUUCAAUACCAAAGGAACCAGUUGCAAGCACAGAGGAAGUCGCUCCAGUUCAAGAGGAAGCAACUGCAGUAUUAGAAGAACCUACUGCAACACCAGAGGAGGAAGUUCCAGUUCUAGAAGAACCUGCUGCAGGAUCUGAGGCAACGUCACCAUUACCAGAGGAAGCUACAAUCAAAGAGGCUGUAACAACUGGGGCAGAACCAGAGUCUGCAGCUGCACCCGAACCUAUCGAAGAAUCUUCUCCAUCUAAAGAAACUGUGAAAAAACCUCACGUGGAUCCUGCCAGUCCAGAGGAGCCACGCAAAGAGCCAGAACCUAAUCUAGUGACUCUUACAGAGGCCGAGGACAUUUCAGAGGUGACAGCCCCACCUCCAUUUGUUCAGGAACUUGAACCGCUGACUGAACCUGUAAUAGAGCAAGAGACAAUUUCGGAGACUGAAAUUGACCAGACAACAAAACCUGAGCCAGAAUCAGUGACUGAGAAUGACCCAGAGCCAGAACAGGAGGUUGACACAGAGGAACCUCGAGCUGAAGAACAAGGUCAAGAAGAUGAGCCAUAUCCAACAGUGGCCACAGAUGACAGCACGGAACGUAAGACUGGGGAUGCUGAGGAAAUCAACAACAAAUGUAUGCCUUCAAAUGACGAAUCAGAUGGACCAGACGUAGCAGAACCUGCAGGAUCUGAUGUAAGUGUUGAAGAGUCAGUGGAAAAUGUGCCUUGCCCAGAGAGUGCGGUGGAAACAAAGAUGGAAAACGGGGAUACGGAGGACGUGACGGAAGUAGCGGCUCUCCCGAUUGUGAAUGGAGAGCACACAGAGGAAUGUGUUAAUGGUAUGGAGAAGUCAGUGGAGUCACCUAUGAAGAAGCUGAGUGACUUGGAGCUGAAAACGGACGUUAACCUGAGCGGGGAUGCCCAGGAAGACCCAGAGGCCGUCCCUGACAUUGUUGAGGCUUUGAGUAUUGAGGUCACUGAGGAAGUCUGAUCUUUUCAUUUCAUGUGAAUUUUGACAAAACUUCCAGUGAGACGUGAGAGAGGCACCAAGGAAUCACAAGAGCAAGACCUUCAGAAACAGCGAAAUCAUGGUUGUGUUUUUCAUGGCAACUCAGGCAACGAUGUAUUUUGUUUUGAGUAAAAAAUGGAAAGCAUGCGGUCAUGUGGUGAUCGACAGAGCAAGGGUAGUUAGCAGGUAAGAUGAAAGUACAAGAUGAGCAUAGAACUUCUGGGGUGAGUCGAUACAGUUAAAUCCCACGCCUGAGCGAAUAUAGUGGACAAAUGAUAGACAUGUUAUUAAUGAGUGAAGUGAUUGAAUCUGUCGUUGUGUGUGAGCCCGGUUAAUAUGACAAUAUUAGUUGACUUUCAUAUAUUCUUUCUAUUACAAUGUGGAGAGCCACACAGUGUUUUGCCCUUUUAUAACAAAUUAUACAUGUGAGAUGUGUUAAAUUUAAAAUGGUUGAAUGGAGAAUAAAAAGACUGCCAUUGCCUACA
Messenger RNA from Syngnathoides biaculeatus (alligator pipefish), 2340 nucleotides. RefSeq names its product proteoglycan 4. The transcript has 2 exons. NCBI's taxonomy places the organism in Eukaryota, Metazoa, Chordata, Actinopteri, Syngnathiformes, Syngnathidae. The coding region runs from base 275 to 1837 and encodes 520 amino acids. The record is from RefSeq and is a predicted model, not a curated record.